AUCUCAUGUUCAUUCAUGAGCGACUUGUCCGUGCCUCGCCAUGUUCAUUUGUGAUGCAGAAAGUCAUCGGCAAGCGCGUGUAAGAAGUAUUGGGGAACCAGACGUUGCUUGAGCCCAUAACCGUGGAUAAGCAGGAUGCCGUCUUCUGUAAACAAGCCAAUCGGUACGCUCCUGGUCGUGCUACUACUGUGCCAAAUUGCGGAGUCACAAAAGCACAAUCCCCACAAUGUCCGCCACAAAGUGGGACAACGUCACUAUCACAAGCAGGAGCCUUAUCAGCAGCGUGAGCAAGAAUGGCAACACCACGGCCGUUAUAAUCAGCAGGGACAACAAUACCGACACCCGCAACAACAACAACAACAAGGUGUGUACCAGGAUGCACAGGAGCAGGUGCCAGCGGAACAGCUUUCGGACCCAUUCCAUGUACCCGAGAUCCCGUACGAAGUGCCCAAACAAGUACCCAGACAUGUAACGCGGCAUGUACCCAGGCAACAAGAACAUCAUGUUCAAUGGCAGGGAUACAGAUAAUGUUUUCCCAGGCCGGUGCAAGAAGAGAGUACGCGUCAUUCUAACAAUUUUACAGGACCAGAAACUGAAAUAAAGCGAUAGUGUCACCUGGAAA
This is a messenger RNA of Ornithodoros turicata, 622 nucleotides long. RefSeq names its product GATA zinc finger domain-containing protein 10-like. The transcript has 6 exons. The record is from RefSeq and is a predicted model, not a curated record. NCBI's taxonomy places the organism in Eukaryota, Metazoa, Arthropoda, Arachnida, Ixodida, Argasidae. Bases 136 to 528 code for a protein of 130 amino acids.